CUUACUUCAGUGAAUAGUGCAUGAAAUCCGAAGAGGCGAGCAGCAACCUCUAGCUGCUGAAGCUAGCUGGCUAACGACAAAUAUGGAGUACCCCAGCGAGAGCGUUGUUUUCAUCCCGUAUUUCUCGUUUUUGAAGAAGAGGACAAUACCGAAUUCGUUAUAAUUAGAGGACAUUGGGUUGAAGAUAAUUUGUGGAGUUUAACGAGCGGGUUUCACCCGGUGUAACGUUAGCUAACGUUAGCUCUCGGCUUUAGUGCUCUUACAUAAAAACAACGGCCGAUUGGCAGCGGUUGACUGGAGGGUUUGUGUGUCUGUAGUUUAAAUAUAUCAAAUGUAAUUCCGACUUUAAUGUAUUGUUAACUAUUUUUAAAACCUAGACUUUGCCGUUGUUGAGUUGAUAUAGUAUCGUAACGCCGAGUUAGUACGAUAGUCCACAUGGACAUUAAGCUUCUUACUUGCUAAGCACGGAUGACUUUACCCACCGCCUCUCGGCUGAACAUACAUUUCUUUAGAAUAAUUAGUUUGUGUUCUCUUAAAAGAGACAUUAUCUGGAAAGUUUCCAUUUGUAGCAGAGAGACUUGGUGUAAAGUGGACGAGAGAGGAGCUGACGAAGUUUAGUAAAUACGCAGCACUUCUACCUCCAGUGAGAGUCUGGUGUUUACGCGCAGCCACAGCUGGAGAGGUGACAGUCGGACCAGCAAUGUUACACAGACGUCAUCUUUUGUCGUGGUUGAGGUAUGACUCCGAAUGAGUCCUAAUCUAUUGCAAUGGCUCGCGGUGAGAGUCGGGCAUCAGUGAACCUCUCCGCCGUCUAAGGAUCUGAUUUUCCCUUUGGAAGAUGGAGACGGGGAUAAGGUCUCACCAGGGCGAGAUGUUCGUCCAUCCACUCUCCAACCCUGGGACUGCGGGGAUCUGCCCCGAGAUGUUGGAGGUGGCUGAGGAGGUCAACCGGGCUGGUGACUUCAGCCUGGCCGCUGAGAUCUACACCUCCCUGCUUGCAGACCUCCAGCAGCCGGAUAGGGGUUUAUGUUUGAGGAAGGCUGACUCUCUGGUCCGAGCUGGGCGGAUAUCGGAGGCGCUGGACUCGUACUGCACAGCGGCCACCCUGGGCAAACUGAGCCCGGACGAGCUUCCCCUCUUGGUGGAAACCAUCGCCCGGACUCUCCGCGAGAAAGAGCUGGGCUUCCCCGGGACGUUAAACGGGAAUGGUAAAAGCAGCAACGGGGCAGAUGGAUUUGAAAGUGAUGGAGAGUGGGAAGAGGAUGAAGCACUGGACUUGUUUUCCUGUCGCCUCUGCAAGUGUCUGCUCCAUGAGCCCACCACCGUGGAGUGCGGACACACUUUCUGCAAAAUGUGCUUAGAGGACGACGCUAUCAAAGAGUGUAUACAGUGCAAAGAAAUGUUAAACAAAAAAGAUGCACUGCCUAAUGGCCGGAGAUUAGACGUUGUUCUCAGUGGCUUGCUGGAUACACUGUUUGCAAACGAGAGCAGAGCGAGGAAACUGUGGAUCGAAGGAGAGAUCUUGUGGAAGAAUCAGAACCACCCGGAUGCUUUAGACAAGUACGACGCAGCAGUGGAUCUAGUGCCCUCUUCAGGCAGACUGCUGUGUCAACGGGCUGAGUUGCACAUGGAGAUGAGGAACUUCAGUCAGGCAGUGCAGGAUGCCAACAGCCUCUGUAGGAUAAAACCCAUGUGGACAAAGGCUCACUGUCUGAAAGCCACGGCGCUGAGUGAAGCUGGCCGGAAUGAUGAAGCCUUGCAGGAAUACUUGGUGUGUGUGGCGCUCAAGCCAGACUGGACCAAAGUCAAACUGGAGGCUCAGAAGGUCCUUAGCGAGGUGUUCUCUUCUGUGUUUGAGAACGGCGACAUGCCAACGCCGCUGCACCCACUGCAGGGGGCGGUGGCCACCCGCCUCAUUAAACCCUCUGCCUUGCUAAGGUCCCUGAAGCCGCUCACUCAGAAGCCUGGCUCAACCUCACAGGACUCAGAGUUCAGUACGACUAAAAGCACCACAGUGGACGACUCAUCCUCCAGACUCUCUCCUCCGUCUCUGGGUAUAUCAGCGCGUGGCGCAGGGGAGGGCAGCACCAAGAGCCUGGCUGACGUUCUGGCUGCACUGCCAGCGCCCCCUGGUAGCAUCAAGAGGAAGCACAGUGGAGAUGAAUCCUCAGCCAUGUUUAACCGUCCCUCCAAACUGCUCAGACCUGACGAGGCGAGCAGCUUUCAGACGGCCGCAGCGUUCAGAGGAAGGAUGUUUCCUGCUGAGCUGCUGGACAGUGGAGACAUGGAGUGUUCACUCUGCAUGAGAUUGUUCUAUGAGCCGGUGGCCACUCCUUGCGGACACACCUUCUGCCUCAAAUGUCUGGAACGCUGCCUGGACCACAACUCUAACUGCCCCCUGUGCAAGGAGAAUCUGUCUGAGUAUCUGGCCACCAGGGGCUACAACAAGACCCUGCUGAUGGAGGAAGUGCUGCAGCGUUACCUAGGAGACGAGCUGGCAGACAGGAAGAAAAUCCAUGAAGAAGAGAUGAAGGAGCUUUCCAACUUGAACCAGGAAGUUCCUAUCUUUGUGUGCACCAUGGCCUUCCCCACCAUCCCCUGCCCGCUGCACGUGUUUGAGCCGCGCUACCGCCUUAUGAUCCGCCGCUCCAUGGAGACGGGCACCAAGCAGUUCGGCAUGUGCAUAGCCGAUGAGCUCAAAGGUUUUGCCGACUACGGCUGCAUGCUGGAGGUGCGAGAUGUGAAGUUUUUUCCUGACGGUCGCUCCGUGGUCGACACCAUCGGCGUAUCGCGGUUCAAGGUCCUCAGCCACGGCCUGAGAGACGGAUACAACACUGCCAAGAUAGAGUACCUGGAAGACAAAAAGGUGGAGGGGGAGGGUCUGGUGGAACUUGUGAAGCUGCACGACGCUGUGUAUGAGCAGGCCAACAACUGGUUCACCUCCCUGAAAGACAACAUGAAGAGUCAGAUCCUCAGCCACUUCGGACACCUUCCCAGCAAAGACUCCGACCCACAGGCCAGUCCCAGCGGUCCGGCCUGGUGCUGGUGGCUGCUCGCUGUCCUUCCGUUGGAGAAUCGAGCCCAGCUCACCAUCCUAGGCAUGACCUCUCUCAAAGACCGCCUCAUUGCCAUCCGCAGGGUCCUCAUCUUCGUCACGCGCAAGAGGCCGCGGUGAUUGUCCAGCUGCUUCAGGGACGGACCGGAACCGCUCGGGCUUCUGUUGUUCAGCAAUUUCGUUUGUUUGUUUAGUCGUUUGUUAAUUAUGGCCCCUCAUUGACUGAUUAAUUCACUAAUUUAUACAUUGGCUCAUUUACUUGCCCACUCUUCCAGCAAUUCAUUCUCUCAGAAGCUCAUGAACGUGUCGUGCAUAGGGUUGGGUAUCGUUUGGAUUUCAGCGAUUCCGGUUCUGCUUAUUGAUUUUGAUUCCUUGAGGGUCAACAGAGGUCGUAUCCUUAUAACAUGUAUGAAAACCUUUUUACACAAAUUGAUAUUCACCAGUCACUUCAUAAGGUUUAUGGAACCUGUAAAUUAAUUGCAUACAGUUUAAUUUGUCUCCUGUUAUUAAAUAAUAUAAUGAAAUAAUAAUCUGUUCAUUAUUAUUUCGUUGAAGCUGAACUUGUUUUUUUUUUUUUUUUUUUGGUACCUGCUAUUUUGGAUUUGGCUAUUACCUGGAGCCAAAUUUCGGUUCCCAACCCUAUUGACGCAGCCUUUCUGAGCACAUGUUUGUUCUGCUGAGUGUCGGGUGGGCCUGGGUGCUGGCACGAGGACAUGCUCUCCCCUCUCGGUCUGUUGAGGUCGAGCUGUUUCACUUUCAUUUAGAUCAUUUGCCUGAUUCUGUUAUGAAGGAACAAAAAGCUCCUGCCACAAUGGUUCAAGAGGAAUUGACUUUUCCGACAGACUUCGCAGUAUUCCACAUGAGAUGUGAGACAGAGCCGUGUGGCCCUUGCAUUCACAACUUUGACAGUUUUCCCCCACAGGUACUGAAAUAUGAUGUAAAAUCACUUGGCAACACUCUAAAGUGAAUGUACUGGUCUGGCUGCUUUAUGUGGAUGUUUUUCUUCUCACUACAUUUACAGAAUCCUUUUGGAGAGGUGCACAUGAGGUGAGAUUGCUGCGUGUGCACCGGCUGCUUCACUCUAUAUCUUCCUGACUGAGCCAAAACUCAUGCACAAAACCCCGGAUCUCUCUGCUGCCUCACCGGGUGGUGGGCAUGUACCUCAGACGGUCUGAUGGGAAGUAAAGGGCGGCACGAGUCAGCCCAAAACUAACCACAGACUACACUGUGAGAACAGGUGCAACUCUAUAACAACCUGCUCCGCUCGUUGUCAAAGUAGAUUCAAGUAAGAUUUAAACAUAAGUCGGGCCAACACGAGCUCUAGUUGCAUUUAGUAAAGUGCAGAAACAAAAGCAUCCUCCCAGAUACAGUUGAUCAGAACCGUCAUGUCCUAUCGUAGCAUAUCUUUGGGACUUCAAAUACAAAUGAAUUAGUGAAAGGGUUUGAUUGUAUCUUUUCCUGUUAGUUUGUUUCUCUGCCCUCAGUGUGUGUGUGUGUGUGUGUGUGUGUGUGUGUGUGCGCACGGGGAAAUCUUAAGUUGGGUGUUUUAUAUGUAUAUCAAUGUAACUCUGAGGCCUUUUAAAAUGUUUUAUUUAAGGAGCAUUUCUCUCAGUACAUUUACACACACACACUGUUCUUUUCACCUUGUACCUAUUACAAGUUGCCUUGUGGAGAUUUCUUAUACACAAGAAGUUAUGUUUAUGUUAAAUGUUUCUCACCAACACGUGGUGCAAAUCCUUCUCGAAUUAUGUUCCUUUCUCAAAAUGUUUUGGAACUUGAAUGUUCCUCCUUAAAGGUGCGAAGCCGCGUCUUUGUUUUUUAAAUUGGAUAGUCUUAAUCGAUCAAAUGUUGCACUAAUGACCCUGUAACUGUAAUCUACAUGAUGGUUGGAUUAAAGGUAGCAUGUGGAGUCUUGGACCACUAGUAACGUUGUAAAACAAUGAUUCUAUGAGUGUGUUCAUGUUCAGAGCACGCCGUCGACGCAGGUUCCUGCUGUUCUGACAAGUAGCUGACGUAAACAAACUAAAUAUUGAAAACACUUGCGUAUACUUUGCUGAGGAUUCAAUUUUGUUUUGGUGAGAAACACUGAAUGUAAAUCUAACUGCGUUUGUUUACAAUAAAAUGUGACCGUGCAUUUUUUGAAAUGAAGGAUGUAUGG
This is a messenger RNA of Cottoperca gobio, 5213 nucleotides long. It is a transcript of the gene lonrf2, whose product is annotated as LON peptidase N-terminal domain and ring finger 2. The transcript is spliced from 12 exons. The record is from RefSeq and is a predicted model, not a curated record. NCBI's taxonomy places the organism in Eukaryota, Metazoa, Chordata, Actinopteri, Perciformes, Bovichtidae. The coding region runs from base 839 to 3175 and encodes 778 amino acids. Gene Ontology annotation, molecular function: protein binding; ubiquitin protein ligase activity.